Messenger RNA from Lactuca virosa, 931 nucleotides. The record is from the annotation of a GenBank genome assembly. NCBI's taxonomy places the organism in Eukaryota, Viridiplantae, Streptophyta, Magnoliopsida, Asterales, Asteraceae.
CAUCACACGUUAUUCCAUCGACGAUGGUUUAAUGGCACCGACUGUAUAUCGCCUUCUACUCUUUCAUUUACCUCCUGCUUCAUAUUCCACCACUUUCUUUAUGAGAUAAUUUGGGAUUGACUGUUCGUCUUCAUCGGCCCGUUUAGGUUUGGAAGAAAAAUCGUUAUCGCCCUUUACCGGAGCUAUGACGGUGUCCGCUUUCUCGACUCCGGCUCCAUCUGCUACGCUGAUUUCUCUUGCUUCACACUGAUUUCUCUUUCUCAGUUAACCAUCGUCCCUUCUCCACCAGUCAAUGAUGCUCCAAACAAAGCCUGAUCAGACAAUCCAAUUUGGGGGGAAAAAGUUCUUCCAUUUACUCAUUCAACCCCGUCAUCUCAAAUCUGGACUGGGUUCAUAUUUCUUGACACCCAUCCACUCUGUUUUCAUUUUCGUUAUUUCAGUUGAUAACCAGAAGAAGAAGUUGCCAGCGAAUCAACAUCAACUUGUCGUUUCUGUUUCAAUCUUCCAGGAUGAAAUCAAACAAAGAAGUGUGGUAAGUUGGAAAGAAGCAAAAUCUCAACUUAGAAACACGUUAGUCACAAGGUGUUUGGGCAGAAUAUAUUGUGAAGAGGCAAGAUGCUCAGUCACAGAACAGGGGUGUAACAAUUGAAGAUUUGCAAUUGAGUACAUAUUUGUACUUUAUCUCUCAAACACACACAAACCAUUUUAUGUGUCUUACAAUGGGAAGAAAGAUUACAAGUUUGGGUUUAGGUUCGUGUACGCAUUCAGUUUUAUUUAUUUAUUUUUUGUGAAAAUCUACCAACAUAUAGCAUUGCAUUUUUAGAAAUAUCAGGUUUAGCAUAUAGAGCAUUGUAAUUUGAUUCUUUGUAAAAUUACCAAACAUUUAACAUUACAUUUUUCUUAUACCAAUAUGGAAAAAAUUAGAGCCACU